Messenger RNA from Acanthosepion pharaonis, 621 nucleotides. The record is from the annotation of a GenBank genome assembly. Lineage: Eukaryota; Metazoa; Mollusca; Cephalopoda; Sepiida; Sepiidae.
AUGAGUAUUCUUACUUACAAUGGUUCUGCCAUUAUGGCAAUGAAAGGUAAGGAUUGUGUGGCCAUUGCUGCUGAUCGUCGUCUUGGAAUACAGCAGUCUCUGACAGUGAACACUGAUUUUCAGAAGGUUUUUGUAAUGGGUCCAAGUCUGUUCAUUGGUUUGCCUGGACUUGCUACAGAUGUUCAAACAGUGAGCCAAAGAUUGAAAUUCCGUUUAAAUCUGUAUGAAUUGCGGGAAAACAGAAGAAUCAAACCGAAAACAUUCAUGUCUAUGGUUUCUAAUUUGUUGUAUGAAAGGCGUUUUGGUCCUUAUUUUGUGGAGCCUGUCAUUGCCGGUCUUGAUCCAAUCACUUAUGAGCCAUUCAUUGCAUCUAUGGACCUGAUUGGUUGUCCAAUGGUAUCAAAUGACUUUGUAGUUAGUGGUACUUGUUCUGAACAAAUGUAUGGCAUGUGUGAAUCACUUUGGGAACCAAACUUGGAACCUGAAGACUUGUUUGAGACCAUUUCCCAAGCUUUGUUGAAUGCUGUCGAUAGAGAUGCACUAUCAGGUUGGGGUGCUGUAGUAUAUAUUGUUGAAAAAGACAAAGUUACAAAAAGAACGCUGAAGGCCAGAAUGGACUAA